This is a messenger RNA of Cokeromyces recurvatus, 753 nucleotides long. RefSeq lists its product as uncharacterized. The transcript has a single exon. Lineage: Eukaryota; Fungi; Mucoromycota; Mucoromycetes; Mucorales; Mucoraceae. The coding region runs from base 1 to 753 and encodes 250 amino acids. The record is from RefSeq and is a predicted model, not a curated record.
AUGCCUAAUAAUAAUUCUAAAAUAAGAGUAAAGAAAGAUCAAAAAUGGAAAUCAAUAUCUCCAGUAUCAAAUGUGUCUUUUAAAGAAGAAGAGACGAUAACGAAACACGCCACUUGUUCACGACAAGAUGUGAUAAGGAGACAGAAUAAACUUACGACAUUUAUACCCAGAAGAAAGACGAUGAUCAAACAAUAUCAUCAUCUUUUAACUUUACAUGGAUUAGAUCAUGAUGCUCUUUAUCGUCGUCUCAUUUAUGAAGAUUCCAAAUUAGAUCAAGAAGUAACUCAUCUUCGUUGGAUCUAUGGCUUUCGUUUUUGUGCCUAUUUUAUCUUGAAGGGGAAUCGUAAAGUGGCUAGAAAUCAGAUAUUAAUAGGCAAUGAUCAUCAUAAUGGACACACACAAAAAGUUAUAAACUUAAACCAAUUUCCAGGCUUAAGCAGUUAUCUUUUAUCAAAAGAAAUAAUCGAUAGUCAUCUCUUGGAGUCUCCCCUUGACGAAAACGCAAUUCAAUAUUUUAACAAUCACAAGAUACAUCAACGACAAAUAUCCCCAUUUUUAUAUGCAUUCUGUGCCUUUUUAUAUUCAUUUUUGCCCAAUGAAAAACAAAAAUAUAAAAUUAACUUAGAUCCUAAUCGCUUUAAAAUCUUUUCUUCAAGAGAUUCUCUUACUGAUAAUGAUAUGACGAUAAAAGUGGAAUCAGAAGAAGACAAAAUACAUACAGAAUUUAGACUGUCAUCACCCUUUGUUGAAUAA